Cannabis sativa is the source of this 3483-nucleotide messenger RNA. RefSeq names its product protein ENHANCED DISEASE RESISTANCE 4. Bases 627 to 3155 code for a protein of 842 amino acids. The record is from RefSeq and is a predicted model, not a curated record. The transcript is spliced from 5 exons. Lineage: Eukaryota; Viridiplantae; Streptophyta; Magnoliopsida; Rosales; Cannabaceae. Gene Ontology annotation, biological process: regulation of defense response to fungus.
AGAGAAGCCAAGUCAACGUGAAGGCCUGUGGAAGCUUGGUUUCCAAGACCAACCAGUAAUAACAUCUAAUAAACAUGGCAGAGUCUCCUUCAUUUACAGACGCGUGGGCUGUUUCAACAUUACCCAAACCAAACUCACUUUCAAAACACUGUCGUUUCAUGUAUUUAAUGAUCACCAUUCUCUUUCUUUCUUUAUUCAUUUAUUUAUUUAUUAGUACAUUACUACUUCGAGAGAAACAAAGAAGAAGAUACAAACAAUCCCAUUUUACAACAAUAAAAUAUUUUCCCGGAAAGUUGUUUUCUUUCCUUUCCUUUCCAACCAAACUUUAUUACAUCGAUAACCCCAAAUUCUCUGUUUAACCAAAUACUACAGACAAAGCAUUUGUCUUUUUUGGUUUUGUUUUUCUUAUUUGUUUAUAUAAAGGCAAAAAGUUUGAGACUUUGAUUUGAAAAAAAAAUAAAAAGCUCAAAGUUGAAUGUCCUUUACUUGGUAAUAAUGAUCUUGUUAUUUUUUCUUUCCUGGGUUUUGAUUGGGAAAAUGGGUUGAUCUUAAAGUUUUGAGCUUUACUGUUUUGUUGUGUUUUUGAGGUGAAAAGGUUUCUGGGUCUUCCUCUAUUUUGGUUAAUAAUGUCUUCUUCUGAGUCUAAAGUUAGGUUAGUUCGUUGCCCUAAGUGUGAAAAUCUGUUACCAGAACACCCAGAUUACUCUGUUUAUCAAUGUGGUGGCUGUGGUACUAUUCUCAGAGCAAAAAAGAAAGUCCCGGAGAAUAAUAAUAAUGUGUUAUCUGAAAAUUCAGUUGAAGCAAAGGGUGAAGAGGUUUUUGAGGAGAAAUUAGAGGGUUUAAUGGAGAAAAGGGUUGAGACUGAAUUAGGGAAUUCUGGGAUUGAGAUUGUUAGGAGGAGAAAUGAGAGAUUUCCUAAUGUGAUUAGUGUUAGUGAAGAGUUAAACAAUUUAAGGCUAGAGAAGAAUGUUGAAGAGAAAGAACAUUGUUAUGGUGAUAGAUAUGGUAGAAUGUUGGAACCCCGGAUGGAUCAAUGGACUCGCGGAAGUAAUCAACAUAUGGAUAUGAACAGAUCUGAGUUUGUAAACUCAAGUGUAGGAGAUUUGACAGCCCAAGUACAUAGGUUAGCAGGAGUGGAUCGAACGGGUUUAGGAAGAGGUAGGUAUGAGGGGUUUUAUGGGAACAAUGGCGUUAUUGCUGAGCGUGGUAGAGCAUCGAAUUUGGGUUAUCCCGGGGAGGGGCCAUCAAACAACGAGGCGUAUUAUUUUCAUGGUCGUGAACAGCAGAUGAGUAGCAAUGCCCCCCGUGUCAAUGUGCCUAAUGGAGUUGAAAGUUUAGAGAAGGAGAGAGCUGAGCUUAUCAGAAAGUUGGAUGAGUUGAAAGAUCAAAUUAGCAAAUCAUAUGGUGUUGCAGAUAAACCAGUAGAGAACAAACCUGUUGAUAGGACCCCUCAUUAUCCUAUGCCAAGCACUUACUCGAACUAUAGUCGUAGACCGCCUUCUUUCAUGACUCAUCGUAACAUUGAUGUCCCAAACUUUUAUUCUCAUCAAAAUCAUUUCUUGAAUAAGAUUCCUGAAUAUGAAGAUCCAAUUCAGCCACAAAUGACAAGAAAUCCUCACCUUGUUCCGCCCCAUCAGUACCCUCAUAGUCAUACAUCUCGUGAUUACUAUACAGGACAGUAUCCACAUGAAACCUAUAUACACCCUCCUACAUGCUCUUGUUUGAGAUGCUACAAUCAGAACUCGAGGGUUCCUCCCCGAGUUCCUGUUACAUUUGAGCGGCAGAGUCAUCCUCCACUGCAAUCUCUUGAUCCUAUGCUGCAAACUAGAUGGAAAGUUGGCCAUGAUUCAGACAAUGAACGUGUGAGUCAUCAAAGAAAGCCGGUGGAAAUUAAUAGGAUUAGGCGUUUUUGCCGUCCCAUUGUAGGUGGUGCUCCAUUCAUUACAUGUCAUAAAUGCUUUGAGCUGUUGAAAUUGCCUAGAAAGUUUAGAAUGAGAGACAAUAAUAAUCCUCCUAAAAGGCUUCGGUGUGGUUCUUGUUCGACUUUAAUUUCAAUUUCAAUUGAGAAUAAGAAGCUUAGUACUUCUGAUUUUGAGGAACUCAAGCAGAUAUCCCCAGAUAGCCCUGUAAGUUCAAGUUGUUUGAGUGUCAAAGGUGCCAGCUUGUGCUCUGAUGAUUUCAAAAGUUCUGGUUACAACUUUCGGUUGGCUGAUAUGGGAAACAAUUCUCUGGUGGAAGAUGAAAGGCUAAACUUUGAUGUGUCUGAGAAGACGUGGGGUCAUUCUUCAUCGCCUUCCAUCUCUUCAAGGGAAGAGGAGAACCGAGAUUGUGUGACUUCCCUUGCUUCUGAGCCCGCUGAGAUGCCUUUAAGAGAUGCAUACUCGCCAACACCACCACGCUCACCUGUCUGGCAAGAGUCCAAUAGUCCUAAGCGCGGUCCAAGCAGAUAUGGCGAGCAGGGAAACAAGAGCAAAAGAACGUUGCGUAACAAUAUGGUUUUUAGUAGGAUGUCCUCUCAAAACAGUUCUGUUAAAGAUGCAGCUGAGGCCACCGAACUGGAUGAGGUUUCCUUUAACGAAUACCAAAACCGAGACUAUGAAGAAACAGACAAAGAAGAUCAACUCAAGCUCAGCAAAGGCAAUGAUUCCUUCUUUGUAGGUUUCAUCAAGAAGAGUUUUAGAGAUAUGUCAAGAUCUAAUAAUCAUAAUGGUGAGAUUGAGAGGCCUAAGGUUUUUAUCAACGGGCACCCUAUACAAGAUCGAGUGGUCAAAAAGGCUGAAAAGAUCGCCGGUCCAAUUCGCCCGGGGGAUUAUUGGUAUGACUACAGAUCUGGAUUUUGGGGAGUCAUGGGCCAACCUUGUCUUGGCAUAAUUCCACCGUUUAUUGAAGAAUUCAAUUAUCCCAUGCCAACAAACUGUGGUGCGGGAAACACUGGUGUCUAUGUAAAUGGAAGAGAGCUUCAUCAGAGGGAUUUAGAACUACUCUCCAAUAGAGGACUUCCAAUUACAAGAGACAAAUUUUACAACAUCGAGAUUUCUGGGAGAGUUUUCGAUGAGGACACUGGCAAAGAACUCGAUCCCCUUGGCAAACUCGCUCCAACGGUUGAGAGAACAAAGCAGGGAUUUGGAAUGAAAGUGCCAAACAUGGUCUUAUGACUUUUGGUUCGGUUUCAGAUUCUUCGGUUUCUCAACAAAGGUGAUCACCUCAAAUUGUACCAUGUUUAUUUUCCAUUUUUGGUUUUCUUUGGAUCUACUUUUCUUAAUCCAAAGCUAAAAUCCUCUGAUUAUGAUGUUGUAGUAAAACUACUGCGAAAUCUCUUUCGCUUGUUCAUAUAUGUUUUCGGGUAGAUGAUGAGGCUCUAACUGAUUCAUUCUUAGAUAAUUUAUUAUUUGGUUUGUUUUUGUAGAUUUAAGUCAAAAUUCUUUUGAUUGUACUAUUUUGUAACAAACAGAUGAAAAUUUCAUUUGAAUUACAUUUUUAUUA